GUCGUGUGUCCAAGUGAGGCCCCACCGACCCCAGCUUCCCCAGACUGCGUUCACAUGCCUCGGCUGCAGCGCACGACGCAUCAUCCACGCGCACAUGUCAAGACGAUCACACUCGAUGCCAGCAACGCACACCAGAACAUGAGCUUGUCGCCAGGCACGACUCGCAUGGCCCACGAUGGCCGCACAAUCAACGCUGCGAGAGCCUCAUGAUCCGCUGCUCGCCCUCUACGACCACUAUGCCACCCUCGUCAAGUCGCGCGUGCGCGGCGCCUCGAGGCUCACCAAGCUGCUCUCGACCAUCACGCUGCUCUUCUCCAUCAUAGGCGCCGGCUAUGGGAGCCGUCGGUGGUACAGGAGCAGACGCGCCGAGAAAGAGACGGGCAGACGGCUGCUGAGGCGCAACUCGGCGCUCAAGAACAAGGACGGCAGCAGGACCAUCUAUGUCCCCUACCGCGACUCGACUUCCAAAGUCGUCAUCAAUCCGACCAAGCCGACCACUUUCGAUGCACAUCGCCGACUCUUCCUCCAGCCGCCGCGGGCUGCGAGGAUGCAGGACGCGACGGACCCACAAGCACCGCCGCCGCAGACCAAGCCGGGCCUGAACCUGGCCUUCCUGCAUCAGUUCCUCAGUCUGCUGAACAUCAUGAUACCGCGCUGGAACAGCAAGGAGACGGGCUUGCUAGUGAGUCACGGCGUGUUCCUUAUGCUGCGGACGUACCUAUCGCUGGUUGUUGCGCGACUCGACGGAGAGAUCGUGCGCGACUUGGUCGCAGGCAACGGCAAAGCGUUCCUAUGGGGCAUCUGCAAGUGGCUCGGCGUCGGCACCUUCUCAUCGUACACCAACGCCAUGAUCAAGUUCUUGCAGUCCAAGGUCUCGAUUGCGUUCCGGACACGGCUCACGCGGUACAUCCACGACUUGUAUCUGAACGACCACCUCAACUACUACAAGCUGUCCAACCUGGACGGUGGCGUUGGUCAAGGCGCAGAUCAGUUCAUCACGCAGGAUCUGACGCUGUUCUGCGCUUCGGCUGCCUCGUUGUAUUCGUCGCUGGGCAAGCCGUUCGUAGACUUGUGUGUCUUCAACUACCAGCUGUUUCGAUCCCUAGGACCCAUCGCUUUGACUGGCCUGCUGAGCAACUACUUCCUGACUGCCACGAUACUACGAAAACUAUCGCCGCCAUUCGGCAAGCUGAAAGCUGUUGAAGGCAGACGGGAAGGCGAUUUCCGCGCCCUGCAUUCCCGCCUGAUCGCCAACGCCGAGGAAAUUGCCUUCUAUGGCGGCGACCAAAUGGAAAAACACUUCCUCGAGCGAGGUUUCAAGGACCUGAAGCACUGGAUGGAAGGCAUCUACAGCCUGAAAAUCAGGUACAACAUGCUCGAAGACUUCGUCCUCAAAUACUCCUGGUCCGCCUUCGGCUACCUGAUCACUUCCCUCCCCGUCUUCCUCCCCGCCUGGGGCGGCCUCAACGCAACCCCCGAACUUCCAGGCAAUUCCGGCAUCGAGAAACAAGGCCGCGAACGAAACCGCAUGAAAGAUUUCAUCACCAACAAACGCCUCAUGCUCUCCCUCGCCGACGCAGGCGGCAGAAUGAUGUACAGCAUCAAAGACCUCUCCGAGCUCGCCGGCUACACCUCGCGCGUGUACACACUAAUCAGCACACUCCACCGCGUCCACGCAGACGCCUACUCCGCGCCCCCAGGCACCCGCCCAGAACUCUACUCCGUAUCUGACAUCCAAGGCACCGUGCACCGUGGCUUCGACGGCCUGCGCCUCGAACACGUGCCGGUCGUGGCUCCUGCCCUACACCCUCGUGGUGGCGACGAACUGCUCGAAAGUUUAUCCUUCAUCGUGCAUAGUGGUGAACACCUCCUCAUCACCGGGCCCAAUGGCAUCGGGAAAUCCGCUGUGAGCCGCAUCGUCGCCGGCUUGUGGCCUGUAUAUCGCGGGCUAGUCUCGCGCCCGCGUUCCAUUGGGAUGGAUGGCAUCAUGUUCCUCCCGCAGCGCCCCUACCUAUCCACUGGUACGCUGCGCGAUCAGGUUAUCUACCCGCACACAGCGGUCGAUAUGAAAGACGCGGGACGGCGCGAUUCGGAACUGCAUGCUGUUCUUGAGGAGGCGAAGCUGGGGUAUAUUCCAGAUCGAGAGGGUGGGUGGGAUACGAAGAAGGUGUGGAAAGAUGUUUUUAGCGGCGGUGAGAAACAGCGAGUUGGUAUUGCGAGGCUGUUGUACCACGAACCGCGCUACGCCUUCAUCGAUGAGGGGACGAGCGCAGUGUCGAGUGAUGUUGAGGGUUUGUUGUAUGAGCGCUGCAAGGCUAAGGGCAUCACACUUAUCACAAUAUCCACACGCGCCUCUCUCAAAAGAUACCACACGCACCUCCUCUCCCUCGGCCUCGGCGAGUCUGGCGAGGAAUGGGAGUUUCAGCGCAUCGGCACCGCAUCGGAGAAGAGCUCUGUCGAGAAAGAGUUGGCAGAAUUACGAGAGCGCUUGGCCAAAGUGGAAGAGUGGAAGACACGCAGGACAAAGAUUGAGGAAGAGCUGAAGAGGGUGUGGGUCGAAGGCGGGGAGGAGCUGAGUCCACCGCCGUAUGCGGAGACUGUGGAUGUUGGCAGUGAGGAGGGGAGUAGGGAGGAAAGUGCUGUGAGUGAGAUGAGCCCUGUGAACCAAGAGGAUGUAGGUCAUGAUGAUGCUGUGGAAGAGCAUGAGGGUCAGGUCAUUGGGAGCGGUGGAGGCGAGGGCUUGUUCAAUUCAUCCAGCUCCUGGAACCCAGCACACCGGCCAUUAUGAUAUACAAUCGAGCAAUUCAGAC
This is a messenger RNA of Macroventuria anomochaeta, 2810 nucleotides long. RefSeq names its product peroxisomal ABC transporter-like protein. The record is from RefSeq and is a predicted model, not a curated record. The transcript is spliced from 2 exons. Gene Ontology annotation, cellular component: peroxisomal membrane. Bases 176 to 2788 code for a protein of 870 amino acids. NCBI's taxonomy places the organism in Eukaryota, Fungi, Ascomycota, Dothideomycetes, Pleosporales, Didymellaceae. Gene Ontology annotation, biological process: fatty acid beta-oxidation; long-chain fatty acid import into peroxisome; peroxisome organization. Gene Ontology annotation, molecular function: ATP binding; ABC-type transporter activity; long-chain fatty acid transmembrane transporter activity.